AUGGCGGAUACCAACCCGCCGUCUCCGCUGCGAGGGGAGCAGCUGGGAUGCGACGAAUGCCCUACGCUUCCCGCGGGGGGCGCGUUAGCGCCGGAGGACUACUACGUCUCGGUGGAGAACAUACAGCUACUCUGGCUGAGCGGCACCAUCGGCCGCACCAUCAUUGCCCCUCUUGAUCGUGUAAAGUUCAUCCUGCAGUGCCAAGGUGAACUACAGCGACUAGGCACAUUAGAUGGAUCGUUUCGCGGGGCGGGGCACUGUAUGCGUCACUUAGCCUCUGUUGAGGGCUACCGUAGUUUUUGGCGGGGUAAUUUGAUUCAGGUGGUUUCCUUGCUGCCAAUCACAAUUGCACAGAUAUUUAUCGCACUCCCCACGCAAUCCUUUGUAUUUAAUGCCUGCCCGCACUAUUCGGUGUCGACGUAUACCGUCUCACUCUACGCGGCGCACAUAUCUGGUGCGCUUGCGGCGUCGAUGGUCUCUUACCCACUUGACUUCGCGCGGUUUAGGCUUGCGGUCGACGUUAAACCAUUCCGUGGUGCCUCGUACGAGUACCGCCACAGUUUGGCAUUUUUUUCUCAGCCCAUACUGAGUGAAACUCCACACCUGCUCUACAAGGGUUUAGGCCUGUACGUGUUUGGUAGUCUUCUAUAUCAAACUGUUCACAAUGGUAUUUUGAAAGUUAUGGAGCCGUUCGUCCUCCCUGAGACACCUGAUAGCAGCUAUGGCACAGUGGCAGUCCAAGUAGGGACGGGCCUCACCGUGUCGGCGCUCUCAACACUCUGUCUUCACCCCAUAGAUACUGUGAGGCGGCGCAUGAUGAUAGCGGCAACGGAAGACGAUCUCCGUUAUUCCUCAAGCAUGCAUUGUGUCCGCCACAUUGUGCGGACGGAGGGGCCGGCGGGGUUGUACCGCGGGGGCCUCUUUGCCCUGGUAAGGAUGGUGGCCACAACGGCGCUAUUCACGCUAGGAAGCGUCACAAGCUGA
Messenger RNA from Trypanosoma rangeli, 984 nucleotides. RefSeq names its product mitochondrial carrier protein. Lineage: Eukaryota; Euglenozoa; Kinetoplastea; Trypanosomatida; Trypanosomatidae. Gene Ontology annotation, molecular function: ATP:ADP antiporter activity. Bases 1 to 984 code for a protein of 327 amino acids. Gene Ontology annotation, cellular component: mitochondrial inner membrane. The transcript has a single exon. The record is from RefSeq and is a predicted model, not a curated record. Gene Ontology annotation, biological process: mitochondrial ADP transmembrane transport; mitochondrial ATP transmembrane transport.